Molecule: messenger RNA, 1050 nt
Organism: Symbiodinium natans
Lineage: Eukaryota; Dinophyceae; Suessiales; Symbiodiniaceae
Source: the annotation of a GenBank genome assembly
AUGCUGGUGCUCUGGGACGACACCUACUUUGAGAGGCUAUGGUGCAACAUGGAGAUGGCCACCUUCGCGAAGUAUUCUGGGAGCCCGCAGAGCAUGAAGUUCCUGCCAUUGUGGCUGCCUUCAUGGCUCCUAUCUUCGAUUCUUCUCGAUCUGCUUGGGGUCAACUUCCUUCGCUGCAUGGAAGAGAGUCCAGGCCUCGAAGGCGUCAUAAAGAAGUGCAUCAAGCUUGGUGAUGUCCUCUUCGGGGCGUCGGAAGAGGUGCACGACUUUUUCCACGCAUUUCUUGAGGUCUUCCCCUACUUCGUCUGCUAUCUUCCGGUUGCAUUGCCCACGAUUCUCUCCUUCAGAAACAAGAUUCAGGGACACCGGCUGAUGCUCGAACAGAUGGCGAGCUUCGACCUCCGGAACGCCAAGUGCUCUGUUGAGGCGGAUCGGCCGCUGGUGGAAGAACAGGUUGCUUUGCAUUUCAAGCCAGAGAUUGACACUGAAGUCAUUGUUGCGGGUGCCUCUGGGCCAGAUCCAGAAGCAGUUGAGGCUGAGUCAUCGAAGGAGGCGGCGCUGGAGAGGUUUAACAGCUAUGUUCAAGGGCCUCUUCGCGCCAACGUCCUGGAUUGCAUCGGGGAUACCCGGGACGUGCCUUUGCCCUUGUGCUACCUAUGCUUCCUGCCCAUGUCCACGUACUUUGCGGUCUCCGUCUCGCCGGUGGCCUUUCAGGGCUGCGACAUAUCGCCUGAAAGCCUGGGAUUCUCCAACAAAUGGCACAUGAUGGCGAGCUUUGGCAUCGGCUGGCUUUUUGCCCAGCUGCUUGCGUAUCCCGUCACUUUCCCAGUGCUUCUGCGCCUCCUUCACAAGGUUCUGUGGGGCUGCGCCAUUGCGGCGAGCAAGAGGUUGACCCUUGCCUGGGUCACCGGCUACCUCCUUGUCUUGGGCUUUAUGAUUCUGCAGCUCUGGUUCUUUUUCGGGCCCAGGCAAAGCUUGGGCGCCAGCAGCUGCAGGUGCUUGGAGUACCGAGGUUCCUCUUGGGUCUGGUAUGUCAUGUCGUGGAACUAG